Teleopsis dalmanni is the source of this 462-nucleotide messenger RNA. RefSeq names its product homeobox protein rough-like. Gene Ontology annotation, molecular function: DNA-binding transcription factor activity, RNA polymerase II-specific; DNA binding. Gene Ontology annotation, biological process: regulation of DNA-templated transcription. Lineage: Eukaryota; Metazoa; Arthropoda; Insecta; Diptera; Diopsidae. The annotation marks the transcript as partial. The record is from RefSeq and is a predicted model, not a curated record. The transcript has 2 exons.
UUUGCAGUGGCACGUCGUCGACGCAAGGAUGGAAGACAACGUCGUCAACGCACAACUUUUAGCACAGAGCAGACGUUGCGUCUUGAGGUGGAAUUUCAUCGAAAUGAAUACAUUUCACGCAGCAGAAGAUUUGAAUUGGCCGAAACUUUACGUCUUACAGAAACACAAAUUAAAAUUUGGUUUCAGAAUAGACGCGCCAAGGAUAAACGCAUUGAGAAAGCACAAAUUGAUCAACAAUACAGAAAUUUUGUCGUGGCCAAUGGUUUUAUGACAACUUUAAUAGGGCAUGGAACUGGCUACCAUCAUAACCCAGCAAUGAUAACGAAUUUCCAUCAAAAUUUCUAUCAACAACAACAUCAGCAAAGAGCAGUGACAGGCACUCCGGCGCUGCAUACAGGACGCAUAAGUUCGCAGGAUAUCACUAACGCAAAUCAAACGAACAACAAUACUAUCACACAACCU